This is a messenger RNA of Blepharisma stoltei, 2033 nucleotides long. The record is from the annotation of a GenBank genome assembly. NCBI's taxonomy places the organism in Eukaryota, Ciliophora, Heterotrichea, Heterotrichida, Blepharismidae.
AUGGGAUCAUGCUACAACAGACCUUCUCGUAAGGAAAUACGAAUUGUUCCAACAGUUGUUCCAUCAACAAAUCAAAAUCAUAAUGUUGGUCGUCAAAGACUUUCAAUUUUAUCUGGCAAAUAGUCCCUUAGCAUCAUUAUAUAUGCUAUAAUUUUUAAGAAUAAUAUUUUAUUCAGAAUUUAUAGGAUUAAUUUAUUUAAAGGAAAAUUCCUCUAAUUAAUUCACAAAUUAAGAACCCUUUUAUCAACACCAAAUAUUUCUCAAAAUUCCCUUGAAGGGAAUCUUGAAAUAUUGGCACAACUUCAUUCGUCAUUGCAAAGCAGACCUCCAACUGAAGGCAAACCUGAACAAGGCAGCUUAUUUUUGAUAAAAGAACGAUACAUCGUGGAAAGUAAAAAUGAGCCGAAACGCCAAGAUAGUUUUGACGAAAAAUGAUCACGAAUCACAGGCAACAAAACUCACAUCGAUUUCUUAUAUCGCCUUGGCAUCUCAGUUACCUGCAAAAAAGGCUUAAAACCAGAAAGCCCCAACCAAGAUGACUACUGCAUCGUUAUUGAUGGACCUUCAUUUCUCUUAGGUGUAUUUGACGGGCAUGGAUUCUUCGGCCAUGAUGUAUCCAAUUAUGUGCACAGCUUAAUGCCUGUAGUUAUGUUUUCAAACGCUAACUGAAAGCAGCACCCUGAACAAGUGAUGAAAGAAGUUUUCUCCCAAUGCAACCAAAGCUUGAUUAACACUUGUAAUUACCAAGAUACAAAAUUUGACUGUGAGUACUCAGGCACUACAGCUACUCUGGUACAUUAUAGAGAGCACAAGCUUUAUAUUGCUCAUGUAGGUGACUCUAGAGCUGUCAUAGCAAGAAGAAAAGGCUCUUCCUUAAUACCAAUCGAGCUAACCCCAGAUCACAAGCCAGAAAAUCUUUGCGAAAAAGAAAGAAUUGAGAAGUCUGGAGGCGAAGUCAGAAAACAAUCAAGGGAACACCCUUUUAGAGUCUACGUAAAAGGAAAAGACUACCCUGGCCUUGGAAUGAGCAGAGCAAUAGGUGACACAUCAGCUCAAUCUAUAGGUGUAUCAUGUGAGCCCGAAUUUUCCGAAUACAAGCUUGAUGAAGAGAGAGAUUAUUUUAUUGCAUUAGGUCUUUAUUUCAGGACCAUGCCCCGAUUAAAAAAUUAUUUAACUUUCUUCUUUUCCUAAAAUUUUUGGAUAAAAUUUUAGUAAAAUUUUCUAAACCCACGUAAUCCGCGAUUUUUUUGAUUUCUGAGUCUAAUAUGAAUUUUCUAUUUCUGAUAAAAUUUGAAUCUGAUCUAAAUUUUAUUUUCCUGAUAAUAUUUGAUUCUGAUAUCAAUUUUAUUUUUCUGAUAAAAUUUGAAUUGAUCUAAUUUUUAUUUUUCUGAUAGGGUUUGAUUCUGAUAUCAAUUUUAUUUUUCUGAUAGGAUUUAAGGUUGAUUUAGAUUUUAAUUUUCUGGUGUUCAGGAUUUUCUUAUCGAUUGUCUUCUUAUCAUCAAUGAUCACCUCAGUCUUCCUAUAUUUGAAGGUUUCCUGAAUAGGUUCCAUUUCAUCUAGUAUUUUUCCAUCUAAACGACUUAAAAACUCGAAUAUUUUGUCAUCUGUAUCAACAUUUUCUGUAUCACUAUCAUUUCAUUCAUACUCUGAUUCAGAAUUAUCAAGUAAUCCUGUAUCAAUAAGUUCAUUUAAUAGUAAAAGUUCGAAAAAUUCAUCCUGUAAAGCUCCGUUUUCGUCACAAAAGGAAGAAGAAUAGGAAACAUUACUUUCCGAAUCUUCCAUUAAAAUAAAAGUAAGCUUGAUGAAGAAGAGAUGAAUUUGUGCUGGUUUGCAGUGAUGGGAUUUGGGAAUUUAUAAGCAACCAAGAAGCUGUCGAUCUCAUAGACGCAAAUUCAAAAAGCAUCAAGAAAGCCCCAGAAAAGCUUGCAGAACUUGCUUGGAACAGAUGAAGUGAGCAUGAGCGAGGAGUCGUUGAUGAUAUCACAGUAAUUCUUGCUUAUAUUCCUAAACAAUUACAUACUGACUGUAUCUAA